GUAAGGAGAGCUGUAGCUGAAGGGGUUGGACGCUUGCCGAAGCAGCAGGCGGGAGAGGGAAGCGCUCGCUUUUGAUUGUGCUGAGUGAGUCAGCUUGGCUCUCGCAUGAAUAAUGGAGUGUGGGAAGUGUCCUUGUCAUCACGAGAACGGUGGGAAUGCCAUUCUCUACACCCUGCUAAGUGAGAACCUGACUCACCACAAGGGUAGCCGUGGCUCUUCCCAACAACGCUGCUUGUGCCACAAGCGCCGCACCGUUUGCCUUCAGACCCCACAAGCUACUUGCCAGGCGGCUUCCGGCGUCUUGGUGAAGACCAUCAGCUUCAUGAAGAACCUGCCUUCUUUCCAGCUCCUGCCUUGGGAAGACCAGCUCUUGCUGCUGGACAGUUGCUGGGCUCCCCUUUUCCUUCUGGGCUUGGUGCAGGAGAUGGUGACCUUUGAGGUUACCGAGACCCCCGUGCCCAGCAUGCUGGAGAGGAUCCUCCUUGACGGCCAGUGCAAGAGACCGGAGUUGCAGCGGGUGCAGCCCACCCUGGCCAGCGUGCAGCGCCUCCAGUGCUGCUUAAACUCUUUCUGGAGUCUAGACUUGAGUCCUAAAGAAUACGCCUAUCUGAAAGGCGCAAUUCUGUUCAACCCGGACAUUCCAGGGCUCCGUGCUUCCUUGUACAUUGAGAGCCUCCAGCGAGAAGCUCAGCAAGCACUCCAACAAGUCCUAGUGCUUCUCCACUUAGAAGAUCAAGGUCGAUUUGCCCGAGUCCUGCUGAGCUCCUCCUCCCUGAGAUCCAUUCCUCCAACUCUCAUUACAGAUCUUUUCUUCGAACCCAUCAUUGGAAAGACAGACAUUCUUGAGCUUUUAAUAGAAAUGCUGCUGAUGAAAUAGUUUUAAGUAAGCUUAAACCAUCCUCGUGCUGUUGGGUCAGGCAACUCAACUGGUAUUCGAUUGCAAGAGAAUGCACAAUGACUUUUGGAACACCCGACGGACAAAGCAUAACAUCUUACCAAUCACUCUGCAGACAAAGGAGGUGCUCGUGGGUGAACUCGUGUUUUAUUCCUGAACAAUGCAAGAAUGCAACAUGCACCCAAGCUCUGUGAAGUAUUGCACUUGUAACAAGGUGUUUGGAGCAGGUAAUUCCUGAGCUAGCAUAGCAACGUUCGUAGCAAACGUAUUGCCACCACAAAACUCUGCCAGGUCCUCAGUGUCGUCAGUUGCAGUGAUGGAAUAAAAACCCUGACUAACAAAUCUUGUUCAAAGAUACCUGCAGCUCCAAAGUGAGGCAUACAGUAUUGAUUUUUUUUACUUCAUUUAUAUUGGCUUCAGUUUCAAAGUUCAAUUUCCAAAGGGAUGUCUUGCCUACAGAAAGGCUCCUGGGAACUGCCAUUGACUGGGAAAUAACCCACAGUUUCCCUUCCAAAAUAUAACCCCAGAAUUUCCUAGUAAAAAAAAAAAAAGAGCCAGGAGAUUUUUUCAGAAUUCAACCAGCCUCUCCCAGUUCCUAAAAAAAGGAUAUGCAUCUAAAUGCAACUCAUUUUUUCUAAACAAUUUUUAAAAUAAGAAUAUUGACCUGCAUAAUCAUACAUUCCAA
Messenger RNA from Thamnophis sirtalis, 1580 nucleotides. It is a transcript of the gene NR0B2, whose product is annotated as nuclear receptor subfamily 0 group B member 2. Gene Ontology annotation, biological process: negative regulation of transcription by RNA polymerase II; circadian rhythm. Gene Ontology annotation, cellular component: cytoplasm; nucleus. The record is from RefSeq and is a predicted model, not a curated record. Gene Ontology annotation, molecular function: transcription factor binding; transcription corepressor activity. NCBI's taxonomy places the organism in Eukaryota, Metazoa, Chordata, Lepidosauria, Squamata, Natricidae.